Symbiodinium sp. CCMP2592 is the source of this 3297-nucleotide messenger RNA. The record is from the annotation of a GenBank genome assembly. NCBI's taxonomy places the organism in Eukaryota, Dinophyceae, Suessiales, Symbiodiniaceae.
AUGGAUCGUUAUGACCCUGAUCGAAGCAGCAGCAGAGCAAGCAGUGUCUCCGGAAGGUCCCAGUCUGCUAGAAGCUGGAAUUCCUUGCCACCAGAUGAGAGAGAGCUGGCUAAAGAACUGGAAUCGCAGCACCUCCGGCUAGAGUCGCGGGGAAGCACCAGCAACAGUAGCAACGCGUCACAACCUCGAGACAGACUCCAAGCUGCGGAAGCAGCUGAGCGAGACAUCGAAGUCCGGCAUAGCCAAAGCAAAUCGUUGCAGCAGCCACGGUCCGGCACCGUGUCUCCAGCAGUCGCGCGAUCUGCUGCUGACUCCGGAAGGGAGCGACAAUCGAAUGCACGCAGCGGCUCUGGCAGCAGUGGCAACAGGCAAGUUCGCACCAGUGAGGUGGCUUUGGGUUCAGACAGCUCAGCCUCCGGUGCGUCGAAGGAAGCCCAGCAAGUGAUGGAGCUGCAAGCCAAGAAUCAAGCGCUGGAAGCAGCCCUUCGGUCAAGAGAUGCUCAGGCGACGCAGAUAAUAGCGGACUGCACGGACAUCGACAACAAGAGCCAAGAGCAAAUGGCGGCGAUCCAGUCGGAGCUUGCAGAUGCAGUCAAGGCUCGGAAGAAGGCGGAAGACGAGCGUGAUGCCGUGGAAGUGAAGGCCGCGGGCGACAAGGCCAAAUCCGCAUCGUCUCUAGCUGCCGCGAACGCAGACCGACUGGAGCUACAGGACCGGGACCGGAAGACUGAGGCAAAUGCCGCUGAAGCGCAAACCGAACUCGAGGCAGCUCGAUGGGGCCUAAGCCAGUCAAAGCAGCGGGAACUCGUACAGAGCCAGCAUCAGGAAGAAGCCAAGGAGCUAAGCGACUGCCGGAUUGAGGAGCUGGAGGGCUUGUUGAACAGUGCAAACCGGGAGCUUGCACAGCUCAGACGAGAGUCUCCCAGUCUCGGGAGCACCGCAAGCGCGCGUGAGACGAGCCUUCAGGAUCAGAUUGAUCUUCUCAUCGAGGAGAGGACGCGAAAUCGGAAGGACAUGAGCGAAGCUCGCUUGGAACUGCUCGGACUAAAGAAAAAGCAAGCGAUGCAAGCCAUCGACCAAGCAAAGUCUCCUGCGGAGUCGCGUCAAGCAAAUCAAGCAGCAGGGGGGGGAGGAGGAAGGUCGCGAGGCCGGGGACGAGGGCGUGGAGCAGGAAGGGGCCUCCUAGAGAUAAUAGAGGAGGAGGAUGAAGAAGGUUCUAUUGGACUGCCGGCACGCGCAGCAGAGUCCGUGGCAAGUGAGUGUGACAGCAGUGACUGUGGAGAUCUGGACGACCUUACGAUUCCCGAUCAAUCUGCUCAGAACGACCUAUUGAAGAAGCUGUUGGCAGAGCUGACCGUUGAGCGGAAGGCAAAGCAAGACAUGCGUGAUAACCACGCUGGUCAGUAUGCCGAGCAUGCGGAAGAGAUCGCUCAAUUGCAGAGGCAGCUCGCAGCGGCAGGAGUCCUUCAGGAAACAACUUCAGCAGAGAAUGUCCGCUUGCAGAGCGUUGGGAAACAGGACAAGAUCAAGCAGCUGCAGCAAGUGGAUGACCUGCAAGUCAAAGUGAGAGAGCUAGAGGAGACAGUAUUCGUGGAAAUGAGGAUGCAGACGGACAAAGAGCAGCAGCAAGAAAUCACGAAUGCUGCAUUGCAGGAGAAAGUUCAGCUGCAAGCCGAGUCGCUUCGAAUCUCAAACUUGCGCUUGCAAGAUGCAUUGCAGCAGCAGCAGACAGAAGCAGUUCGCCAGCUUCGGGAAAUGAACUCAUUGCGACUACAGCUCGCAGUGGAACGCAGGCGAAAUGCUGGAGAUGAGACGCACGGCGCCAAAGACGACUCACCAGAGGAAUCCCUCCACAUGCAGAUAAAGGAGUUGGAAGAAGAGAGAAACCUUCUGCUCAGCAAGAUAGAGGUUCAGGAGGUGCAGCACCAGGUUCAGCUGGAAGACGCGUGCCGUGAUCAUGCUUCCAGAUUGCAGGAGCAGCGAGUGAAGUUUGAAGAACAGAUCGCAGAGGUCCGCUCCCGAUAUGAGCAGUUACUCAGGCAGAGGCCUGUUCAGGGCCAUUCAGAGGAUCUGCUUCUGGGCCUUGGCUUGGGGAGCAACUUAUCCAGCUUGAGCGCGGAGGCAUCAUACCAGGCAAAAGAUGCUUUUCGUCAAGCAGACGGCGCAAACAGUGCGGUUGGUGUUUCAAGCGAGGCUAGCACCCCAGCGUCGCAGAGCACAGGUGGCACCGCAGGCACUUCAUUCUCAGAUCAGAUUCGCAGCAUGAUUUGGGCAGUGCUGGGCCUCGUUCCGAACGCAGUUGCCGUGCAGUGCGCUUUUGAUGACCUGGUCAUCCAGAAGGCCACCGCUAGAGCAGGUGCUAUUUUCAGUGGGAUGGAUUUGAUUGGCAUGUCUUUCUUUUCCUUGCUCCGAGACAAGAGCAAUUCAAGCGUGAUCAGAAGAAUGAUGCUGGUCAACCAAUCCAUGGCCGAUAGCAGUCAGUCUGAAAUCCCAUCCUUCGUUGCUGCCACCUUGGGCAGAUUCGGUCUUCAGGGAAUAGCUGGGCAAGUGAUUGAUGGAGCCACUCGGUUCUUUCUAUGGCUCACCUACCUGCUGACUCUCCAAGUGCUUCCGGGCCUGACGGCAAUCUACGAUGACCCUGUUGCGUCAGAGUUUGUUUGGGGCAUGGCCUAUCACUGGUACGGCGAUGCCCGCUUUGAGACGUGGCCACCUCGCGUGGAGGUGCCCUUCCAAGACCGACAGCAGGAAGGCGCUGUGGUGAAGGAGCUCAAAGCCUGCGCCGGCUUCGAGAACGUGAGGAGAGUUGCCGACCUGCGGCCAGACAAGCAUCUCCUUUUCACCGAAGGCUGCCAAGAGCUCGGCGAGCGGCCCUUGGCAUCCGUCCUCGGAGAUUGGAAAAUUGCGGAGCGCUAUGCGAUGAACAUCAUUGCAGACAUGAACUCUGGAUGUGAGGGUUGGAUUGAUUGGAACCUUGUGCUGGACCAGGAAGGUGGCCCCAACCACGUUGGCAACAACUGCGUGGCACCCGUCAUUUGCGACACAUCGAAAGAUGCCGUGCUGUAUCAGCCGGCCUUUUGGUAUCUGGGGCAUUUCUCGCGAUACAUCCGGCCCGGAGCGCAGCGGCUGCUUUGCAGCACGACUCGUGAUGCAUUGGAGGUUACUGCCUACAAGAAUGUCAACGGCGCGAUCGCGGUCGUAGUGCUGAACCAAAGCGAGGAGCCUAUUUCUUUCUGGCUGAAGGUUAAGGAGGGCAUUGAGCAGCGCGCAACGGCACUUCUGGCGCCGGCGUGCGUAUAA